Messenger RNA from Umbelopsis ramanniana AG, 1589 nucleotides. RefSeq lists its product as uncharacterized. The transcript has 2 exons. The record is from RefSeq and is a predicted model, not a curated record. The coding region runs from base 276 to 1436 and encodes 386 amino acids. NCBI's taxonomy places the organism in Eukaryota, Fungi, Mucoromycota, Umbelopsidomycetes, Umbelopsidales, Umbelopsidaceae.
CGCAAGUUUCUGGACAUUAAGAGCCACUGAUAUUAAAACCUGUUGAAAUGACGAAAUUACUAAAGCUUUCCAGCAUCCCCAUCAUACACAAUAUUAUAGUCAGGUCCUUACAUUGCCAACGAUGGAGAUGACAACGCCAAUCCAGCUAUUAACCUCCAGGUUAUCAUCCAUUAAUGACGAUCGCACGUUCUGGGUAAGACGGAAAAGAGGGAAAAUUUGUUCCUGAGUUACAAAGACCUGUUUCCCAAAUUAUCAGACUUUUCGCAUCAUCCCUCAUGAGUCAACUACAACCUCGCCGAAGUCUGAAACCCAUUGUAAACAACAGACUAUGGAAUAAGGCUCCUAUUACAACAGCAGAUGCCAUUGCAGGAGAGCUUGUCCAGAUGCAUGAGCAAGUACUGGUUGAACGUGAUCAACUGAUGCAACAAAAACUGGAGAUGGAAGCUGAAUGUCACAAGUUUGAAACACAAAACAUGAGUGACCAGCAAAAAAUAUCAGACUUGGAGCGACAAAUCAAAGAGCUGACGACGGGCAGCGAUCAAUUACGCUCUCAGGUCGCUGAACUUCGAGAGGAAAAUGCUUCAUUACAGAAAGUGGAUGCAGCGCAGGCCGUUCGCCUCUCGUAUUUGGAUGAAGAUGAUUCUUAUAACUUCAUUGUGGACGCCUAUAAUCGAAGAAGCGUUCAUGAAGGGGCCAGUAACCAAAAUGAUGAUCAUGAAUACGAACAAGCCGUACAAAUGGCCGUUGCGCUGUCUGCAAGAGAAUCUGCUACCUACAAGCGAGAAAUUCAUAACCUUGCGCUUAUUGUAGAACAUCAAGAUAUACUAAUACAAAAAUUGGAAGAAAAGCUGGCGAACCAACAACGUACAAUUAAGCCAAAACGAUCCAACUCCAGUAACUUACUACUACUAGAAGAUAUGGAAAGAGACUUACGUCGAGAGUCUAUACAAGCUAUUCAUCAAAGGAAGCAAUUCCAAACAUUACAUGGCGGUCAUGAUCAAGAUGGAUAUUCCUCACUGCAAGUACACACAUCCGUAGCAGGUUCAACGGUCAUUUCAACACCUAUAGCUAAAGCAGACCAUUCUACGGUCACAUCUCGAAGAACUUCGGCAUCCUCUGCCCUUUCUGGCAGAAAGAGCCGUUCCAUACCUCCUGCUACGCCACCUCCUCGUGAGCCGCUACCUCCACUACCACUUCGAGAAUCAUAUACCUCUUCAUCAGCAAGAACAUCGUCAUCUAGUGUACAAUCUUUUAGUAUUUCAUCUCCUACAACAUAUUCAUCAUCCGAAUGGGAGAAAUCAAGGAGCUCUUUGAACAACUAUCAAGCCGAUUUACAUAAUAAGGAAGAAGGAGAUACACAUCCUGAAGUGACAAGGAGUAGGAGUGGCUUUUGGCGGGGCCUUCGAACAUUCCUUUUCAUAGUUUUCCUUGUAUAAUUCCAUGUGGCAUGUACCACACCCCACUAUUACGUCUAUUUGGUCGAUGCUUAACCCCAAGCAGCCGUUGUGCAGUAGUUCACAACCAAAAAUCCUUCAGUUCCGAAACUCUAUUGAAGAAAAAUAAAAAAUUAGAUUGCUUAUUUCAGCCAU